Diospyros lotus (date-plum) is the source of this 999-nucleotide messenger RNA. Its product is annotated as chromatin-remodeling ATPase INO80-like. The record is from RefSeq and is a predicted model, not a curated record. The coding region runs from base 1 to 999 and encodes 332 amino acids. NCBI's taxonomy places the organism in Eukaryota, Viridiplantae, Streptophyta, Magnoliopsida, Ericales, Ebenaceae. The transcript has 5 exons.
AUGGUCAUGGAUGCAACAGGUCCCUCAUUUGGAGCCAAUCUUCAUGAAGACGAACAAGAGGAGCAACCUAAUGCUAGUACUCAAGGAUUAUAUGAAAUGUUGGCAGCUACACAAGCACUCUUGUGGGAGGGUUGUUUGACUCAUUUAGAGUUGUACAAUGAUGAUAAGCAACAGUGCGUGCUUUGUCAUGCUUCACGAUAUGUUCACAGGGCAAGUCGCAAGGGGUAUAAGGAUGUUGCUAGAAAGCAGAUGUGGUUCUUACACACGUUGAAGAGGAAGGUCACAAAUAAGGCUCGAGUGGAAGGAUCCAUUUGUGAGGCCUACAUUGUAGAAGAAAUGUUCACAUUUUGUAGCCAUUAUUUUGGAACUGAUGUACAAUCAAGGCAGACACAAGCACCACAAAAUGAUGAUGGCGCCAAGGUACAAUCGAAUGCAGAUACAUUUUCUAUCUUCAAUCAGUCAAGACGCCCAGCUGACAAACAUCGCGAACGUAUGUUAACUGAUCAAGAACUUCAUCGUUCGACACUCUACGUUCUCUUAAAUUUUGACGAGGUCCAACCUUACUUGAAUACAUAUGUAGAAAAUAUAAGAGCGCUUGCACCACACAUGGAUGCCAAAGAAGUUGAUAAAAGGAUUGAGUCGGUAGUUAUUCGAACCAAGGUAAGGAGCACGGUUGAUGCCCCAACUUCUGAACAAACAGUGCAUGUUUAUCUAGAAGAUGAGGACGUGCUGUUACAACCUCCUGUAGUUGAAGAUGAACAACUCGAUAACCUACGAGACAAUGUUGAGACUAAAGAAGUUGAAGAGUACUCCAUUAAUGACACUUUUGUGGUUGAGGAUGGGGAGCCUGAUAAUGAAGAAGAAGAUGAGGACGCGGAUACAAUUGAAGAGGAAGAUGAGGAUGAGGAUAUAGAUGAAGAAGAUGAAGAGGAUAUAAAUGAAGAAGAUGACGAGGAGGAUAUAUAUGAAGAACAUGACGAGGAGGAUACACAUGAAUAA